Messenger RNA from Oikopleura dioica, 1887 nucleotides. NCBI's taxonomy places the organism in Eukaryota, Metazoa, Chordata, Appendicularia, Copelata, Oikopleuridae. The record is from the annotation of a GenBank genome assembly.
AUGAGCGCGAUUAUCGCGGAUGCACCACUUUUGUCCCUCGCUGAACGAGACACUAUCGGGCCACCGAUAGGCAAGGAAAUCUCACAGUUCAGCCUUACAGAGCUCCUGCAAGAAGGCGAAACAAUCCAAGCGAAUUUCAUCCGAAGUUUCGGCCAGUACCGGAUGCCCAUGGGCUGCGAAUUGCUCUUGGAUGAAGUGAUGAUUGCAAACAUGAACAACGGCACCGUCGAAUUCCACGAUCACGAUGGCACCCACAAUAUGACGCUCCCCGACGAGGACCGAAACGGUGGUCCCGCUCAAUUGCUGGAGCCCACGAUCGCGACGAUUCUGCUUGACGAGUCGAUCCUCGUGGCGGACAAGAGGGGCGCGCAUAAAUACUCUUGCACCGGGCAACACAUUGCUUCCUGUCAACCAACCGCUCCAGGAGGCGACAUCUACGGAAUGAUUCCAAUCCGCAAGGACGAUGGCUGUAUUUUGUUUGUUGUUCAGGACAGCCGACAAGCCUACUUUCGCUUCAGAAUUUAUGACAAAGAUCUAAAAGAGAAAUUAAUGGACAAGCCUAUUGCUUUCGGGGAUCUAGACGUCGAUGAAACGGGUUGGCACACGAUUCGAUUCGCAGCCGGAAUCGGUAACACAAUCGCCCUGUCAGACAUGAGUCCAGCAGGCCAGGGAAUCUGGCUGACUGACUUGGAGGGGAGAGUACGAAAAAGAGUUGGUGAGGCGAAGAGUGAUGCGGAUGGCGAAUUCAUCCAGGCUGCUGGUGUCUGCUUCGAUAAAGACGGAAACUUUCUCGCAAUCUGUUCUAAGAGCAGCAGAAUCCAAGCGUUUGACAAAGACGGCAACUUCCUAUGCUGCCUCCAGUUUCCCGAAGGAGCCAUUCAACGCCCCAGCAAUUUAUCCAUCGGUGAUGACGGCACAAUGUCGGUGGUAUCCUUGACCGGCCAGGUGUUCCUGUUCAAACUGGUCGCCGCAGACAGAAAUAGCAACUACGUUACCAGAGGCCCACGUCCUGAUGAGGGAUACUCAGUGAUCGGACGUCAUCGAAGAAGUCGGUAUUACGAGUACGGAAGAGGUGGCCCACGAGUCAAGUCGAUUCAUAAGCGACAUCGCAGAGAAUUCUUGAAAAGCGGCAGUUCCAAGCUCUUAUGGCAGCAAAUUGUGACAGACAAAGAAACUUUGCGAGAGUACGCAUGUGCGAUGGAUAUCCUCUCGAGAACGUGGGAAAAAGACGGCGAUGGAGCCUCAAGAACCGAAUGGUGUGGGAAAAAACUUGCCGAUUACAUUCAAAAGAGACACGCUAAAUUUUGCAAGCAGCAUUCAGAAUUGCAAAUACCGCCAUUGCCGUCAGACAAAAAGUUGAAAAUGCUCGAUGUAGGCAGUUGCAAUGGCCUCACAAAAGAACUCUUUGACCAUGAGAUUAUCCCAGUUGACAUUGCCCCGGCGAACACAAAUGUCUACUGUCUUGACAUGACAAAUGCAGUUGUCGGAGGCAAGACGACUAUUUCCAAUGGGAGUAUCAUGCAGCUGGGCUCCGAUUUCAACGCAGUUUCGUUUUUGUACGUUUUGACAUUUAUUCCAGAUCCAGUUCUCAGAGUCAAAGCCUUGAUGAGUGCUAACAAGUGCCUCGUCCUUGGUGGGUUACUUUUAAUAGCAUCGCCUGAUUCAGCCUGUCAGAACAAACACAUGCACCUCAUUAGAGAUUGGUUCUCUGGCUUGGAAUUACUCGGAUUUCAUAAACUUUCUUACACGAAAGAGAAGCAUUUUCACGGGCUCACUGUGGGCAAGUUCAAACACAUUCCCGAGCUAAGCCACGAGGAAAUACAACAGGCGGCAUUAAAAUUCCAUGUUCUGCAAGACAAACAUAAGAUAGAAGAUCUUGAAGAGUGA